GGAAAUAGAAGAGACGAGAUGUAAAGAGAAGAUUCUAGAACCCGUUGUAUUAAACCCUCUGUAAAACCCUAACAUGGGAAAUAAAAACCCAAACUGAGGCGAACAAAGAACCUGAGAUUCAGAAUUCUCUAGAAGGCGAGAGAGAGAGAGAGAAAUGGCGAAGCGGCUGGUUCCGUUGUUGAAUCGGGUUCUGGUGGAGAAGAUCGUUCCCCCAUCGAAAACGAACGCCGGCAUCUUGUUGCCGGAGAAAUCCACCAAGCUGAAUUCUGGAAAAGUAGUUGCGAUUGGGCCUGGCAUUCGUAGCAAGGAAGGGAAUCUAAUUCCGGUUUCUGUUAAAGAAGGCGACACUGUGCUUUUGCCUGAAUACGGUGGAACUGAGGUCAACCUUGCUGAUAAACAGUAUCAUCUUUACAGAGAUGAAGACAUACUGGGGACGCUGCAUGAUUGAUUUGUACCAAUUCUUGUUCUGCUUAAUUUGACCUGUUUCUUUCUGUUAUCAUCAUUUUUAAUGUAUGUUGUCUGCUGUUGGAACAAGCCAUUUUUCUGCAACAAAUGGGGAAACUCUUUUUUAAUGCAUUGUGUUUGCUUGCUUAAGCAUUUUCCUUUCAUUGGUAUCUCAUAUAUUGGAAUCAGACUUAAUCAAUUGGAAAUGAAAAUCAUCGAGUUAUAUA
Arachis ipaensis is the source of this 671-nucleotide messenger RNA. RefSeq names its product 10 kDa chaperonin, mitochondrial. Gene Ontology annotation, cellular component: mitochondrion. Gene Ontology annotation, molecular function: ATP binding; metal ion binding; protein folding chaperone. Lineage: Eukaryota; Viridiplantae; Streptophyta; Magnoliopsida; Fabales; Fabaceae. The record is from RefSeq and is a predicted model, not a curated record.